UCCACCUGUCCAGGUCCCCAUCCCAGCCUUGGCAAUGACCCUGGCGGCUUCCUCCCAGCGCUCCCAAAUCAUUCGGUCCAAGUUCCGAUCUGGCUCUUGGACACUCCCUUCCCGCCUCUCUCCUCCCACUCCUUCCACAGUCCUUCAGCUUCGGAUCCACAGACGGUAUCAGGACCCGACCCUCUCAGGGUCCUUCACCGCCUCUCCAGUCUUGGAUCCUGAUCCAUGGAUCUCAGCUGCAGAUCCGGCUCUGGCUCUGGCCCCUGCCUCCGCAUUGGGCCCAGCCCCUUUCCUCUUCAACCCUGAAGUCCUUCUUCCUGAGCCGAAACCCUGCCCUUGGAGGUCCCUGAAGAAGGAGUCUCCCAAGACCUCCCAACACUGGAGGGAGCCCAAGCCCAAGGGGAACUUGACAUACCACCAGUACAUACCCCCAGAGCCAAGACAAGGGUGCAGGGCAGACCCCCAGGUUGAAGGGUCGCCCUUGGAUCCCCCUGGACCGCCUCUGUGGGAAGGGACAAACUCACAGCAGCCACCUCCUAGGAUGAAGCCCACACCCCUCACUCCCUCCCCACCAGGAGUCCCCAGCCCCUCGACCCUGCCACAUAAGUUGGAACUUCAGACUCUCAAACUGGAGGAGCUGACGGUCUCAGAGCUCCGCCAGCAGCUGCGGCUGCGGGGCCUCCCGGUGUCUGGGACCAAGUCAAUGCUUCUGGAGCGCAUGCGCGGCGGCGCCCCGCCCCGCGAACGGCCGAAGGCUCGGCGCGAGGACAGUGCAGCGGGCGCCCCCUGGCCUCGCUUCAGGCCCAAGACUUUGGGAGCCGCCCGGAGUGCGUGCUCGUUCAAGCUGAGUCCAACAUCUCACUCGCCACGUGCUUCGGAAACCCUGGUGACUGCUUCGGCUUCGGCUCCGGUUCCGGUUGCGACGACGGCUCAGGCUCCAACUGCAGCUCCAGUGCCAGUCCCUUCCUCAGCACCGGCCUCAACAGCCCUGACCCUGGAGGAGGAGCUGCAGGAAGCGAUCCGCAGAGCGCAGCUGCUUCCGCACCGGGGCAUUGAUGACAUCCUGGAGGAUCAGGUGGAGCCUGAGGACCCGCUGCCCGCCAUCCCCUUGGACUUCCCCGGCUCCUUCGACAUGUUGUCCCCCUCCCCGGACUCUGAAGGCCUUUCUUCUGUCUUCUCUUCCUCACUUCCGUCCCCCACGAAUUCCCCGUCCCCCUCUCUCAGGGGCCCAACGGACUCCUUGGAUUGGCUGGAGGCUCUGAGUGGGGGUCCCUCGCUGGGCUGUGGCCCCCCAGCCCCCAGCAUUUUCUCUGCUGACUUAUCUGAUUCCAGUGGCACCAGGCUGUGGGACCUGCUGGAGGAUCCAUGGUGA
Messenger RNA from Budorcas taxicolor (takin), 1372 nucleotides. It is a transcript of the gene MAMSTR, whose product is annotated as MEF2 activating motif and SAP domain containing transcriptional regulator. The transcript has 10 exons. NCBI's taxonomy places the organism in Eukaryota, Metazoa, Chordata, Mammalia, Artiodactyla, Bovidae. Gene Ontology annotation, cellular component: nucleus. Bases 35 to 1372 code for a protein of 445 amino acids. Gene Ontology annotation, molecular function: transcription coregulator activity. The record is from RefSeq and is a predicted model, not a curated record. Gene Ontology annotation, biological process: regulation of transcription by RNA polymerase II.